Periophthalmus magnuspinnatus is the source of this 9276-nucleotide messenger RNA. RefSeq names its product IgGFc-binding protein. The record is from RefSeq and is a predicted model, not a curated record. Gene Ontology annotation, molecular function: protein binding. The transcript has 22 exons. NCBI's taxonomy places the organism in Eukaryota, Metazoa, Chordata, Actinopteri, Gobiiformes, Gobiidae. The coding region runs from base 1 to 9033 and encodes 3010 amino acids.
AUGGCUUCUCUGUUGCUGCUUUGUGCCACGCUGCUUUUCCUCAGCUGCCCAUGUAAGGCCAUGUGGGCAGGGAAGGAGUUUGCCCUAUCUUUUAUGCAGAAUUACCAGCCAAACUAUGACACCCCAAGCUUCCAACUGCACAUCACUGCUGUUCAGACUGACACUAAAGUCACUGUGCAUGUGCCCUCUUUAAACUUCAGAGAAGAGAGGGACCUAACAGCGGGAAAGGGGGUCACCAUCCCUCUGCCCAAUAAAGUAGAGCUCUACGGCACUGGGAGGUCAUCCAAUACUGUCCGCAUUGAAGCUUCUGCACUUAUCACUGUAACCUCCUCCAACAACAAACUCUACACCACUGACACCUCUGUGAUUUUGCCUAUUAAUGAAUGGGGCACUGAAUAUUUCAUCUUUACUCCAGAUGGAUCUCCUUAUAACACCUUUAAAGAGUUUGCAGUGACAAAUGGAAAUGAGCCCAACAGUGUAGAAAUCAGUCCGACUGGUCCUCUUCGCUACCAGGGGCGCACGUACAUGAGCGGCAGCCGAUUACAGCUAGAUCUUCAGCCAUUUGAGAGUGUGCAACUGCAGAGCAGGGCCGUCCUCUCCGGUACCCAAAUUGUCUCAAAAAAACCAGUCGCAGUGUUCUCAGGUCACUCUUGCACCUGGCGCUUCUCCAAAUGUAACCACGUGUAUGAGCAGCUCCUGCCAGUUAGCAAAUGGGGUGCCAACUUUAUCAUACCCCCGCUGAGCUUCCAGAAGAAAUUUGACAGCGUCUUUAUCCAAGCAUCACAGAGUACUCGCAUCACUGUCCAAACUGACAAAGGGAAGGAGGUUUUUAGUUUGAGUAAGGGAGAGACAAAAGAAAUCACCUAUCACGACCCUACAACACUUGCCAUAGAGGCUGACCAUGCUGUCCAAGUCCUCCUGCUCUUCAAUGGUGUUACUUUAGGCAGAAACCAAUUCUACGACCCCUUUUUGACAAACAUAGUGCCGACGAAUCGCUUCUGUUCCUCGUACGCACUGCAGGGUCUGAGUGGAUUUGAUAACCAGGCAUUAAUUGUGGCUAAAACAAAUCAAAUGUUAGACAUUAAGGUUGAUGGAUCGGUGCCCAAAGAUGUUCAAUGGAGAAAAAUUGAAGGGACAGAUUAUUCAUGGGCUAAGAUAUCCUACAACCCAACUCGAGAUGGUGCCAGCCCCACAGUUUUAAGCAGCAGCCUCUCCUUUGGUCUGUACAGCAUCGGGCUGAGCCAGAUGAAUGGAUACGGUGCACCAGCACAAUGCAUCAAAUCAGGUACUUCUGAAGAGGAGUCUAGUGGGGGUUCUCCUUCUUGCAACACAGUCACCUGUAGUUCCCAUGAAGCGUGUAAGAUGAAUGAUGGCUAUCCCUCGUGUGUGACCAAGCCCAAAAAUCCUGGCACCUGCUGGGCAAUGGGGGAUCCGCAUUACCGCACAUUUGAUGGACUACUCUUUAACUUUAUGGGCCUUUGCACAUACGUCUUCAGUAAAAACAGUGAACCCAGUGACAGUCUUCCAGCAUUUGAGGUUCUUGCUCAAAAUGUAAACCUAGGAAUAGUUUCACACAUUGGCCUGGUCAUAGUAAAGGUGUAUGACAAGACUAUAACUGUGGCCCACUCAGAGAUCGGAUAUAUCAGGAUUGAUAACAGUCGUUGGGCACUGCCUGUCACCCUGAGCAACAACAAGCUGGUCAUAUCUCAGAGUGGUCGAUCUGUGCUCAUACACACUGACUUAGGUAUAACUGUCUCUUAUGACUGGGAUAACACUCUGGUGGUCACAGCGUCUGAAUCUUACAGUGGUAAAACUCGUGGCCUUUGUGGAAACUUUAAUGGAAACCCCAAUGAUGACCUUACCACUCCCUCAGGCAGCAAGGCAGCGAGUGUUGUUGCGUUUGGCAGUAGUUGGAAGGUGCCCGGGUUAGACCAAGGCGCUCUCUGCACGGAUGAGUGUGUGGACAGGUGUGAGAGGUGUGAGCACAGCCUAUUGAAGAGAUGGGAGGGAGAAGUAUUCUGUGGGAUAAUCACUAUGGUCUCAAAAGGUCCAUUCCGUGAAUGCCAUAGUGUCAUUGACCCACAACCCUACUUUGAAAACUGCAAACAUGACAUCUGCAUGGGAGAAGGUCUGAGGCAUUUUCUCUGCAAAACUCUGGAGGCCUACACUGAUGCUUGUCAAAAUGCAGGAAUUGUGGUCCACGAUUGGAGGAAAAUAGCCAGAUGCCCUGCUAACUGUCCAGCCAACAGUCACUAUGAGCUCUGUGGCAGCGCUUGCCCUCCCACCUGCUCUGACCCCGACGCGCCCUCCAAAUGCAAACGCCCGUGUAUAGAAACCUGCUCAUGCAACAAGGGCUACGUGUUAAGCGCAAACAAGUGUGUCCCUGCCAACAGUUGUGGCUGCACCUAUAAUGGGCGACACAUUCCUACAGGGGAAUCAUUUUGGUUGGACCAGGACUGUCGAAAGUGGUGCAGAUGUGAUCCCAAAAGCCAAAAGGUGGAAUGCAAAGACAAAGGCUGUAGGAACGGGGAGCAGUGUAGCAUUGUAGAUGGCAUCAGGAAGUGUGCCGCCGUCUCUGUCAAAACGUGUCAAGCCACAGGUGACCCCCAUUAUAAGACCUUUGAUGGAAAGAGAUUCAAUUUCCAAGGCACCUGCGUGUACCAGUUAGCUGCCCUGUGCUCCAACGAUCCAGAGUUAGUGCCAUUUGAAGUUAUAGUGCAGAAUGAUAACAGAGGCAGUAAAGUUGUUUCUUACACCAAAUUAGUUGAAGUCAAGGUCUACUCCCUCAGCAUAGUCAUUACAAGAACACAUAAAGGCCGUAUCAUGGUAAAUAAUGAGUUAGUAAACCUCCCUGUCAGUCUUCAAGAUGGAGAAGUGAAUGUGUACAAAAGUGGGUGGUACGCCGUUGUUCACACAAACUUUGGACUAAAAGUUACAUUCAACUGGGAAAGUGCUGUUUUUGUGACUCUGCCCAGUAACUACAUGGGUGCAGUGUGUGGCCUAUGUGGCAACUACAAUGGUAAAGCACAAGACGACCUUAUUCCUAAAAACGGCAACAGCCCCGUCAAACCAGCAGACUUCGGUGCGAGCUGGAGAGUGGCAGAAAUACCAGGAUGUGUUGAGGGGUGUAAAGGGAGCUGCCCGGAUUGUGACAUAACUGAAAUGAUCCAAUAUGAGAAAGAAGAUUUUUGCGGCAUCAUCAGAGAUCCCAAGGGUCCUUUCCGCGACUGCCAUGCUAAAAUAGACCCUGCUGGCUAUUUUGAAGACUGUACUUAUGAUGUCUGCCUCUACAAAGGAAGAAAAGAUGUGCUGUGUCAGUCUAUCACAGCUUACACUUCUGCCUGUCAAGUCGCAGGAGCCAAGGUGUACAGCUGGCGCUCCAGUCAAUUCUGUGCUAUAAAAUGUCCAGUCAACAGUCACUAUGAGAUCUGUGCAGUUUCUUGUCCUGCUACCUGCCAAAGCCUGACCCCUCCCAGGGGUUGCCAGGAGCUGUGUGAGGAGGGUUGCAGCUGUGAUGAGGGGCAUAUCCUCAGCGGAGACUCCUGUGUGCCCUUCUCGCAGUGCGGCUGUGUCUAUCAAGACCGCUACUACCACAUUGGCCAAGUGUUUUACCCCAAUGGACAGUGUGAGGAAGAAUGCAAAUGUGGACAAGAUGGAGAGGUUGAAUGUAAGAAGUUUUCAUGUGGUCCUAAUGAAAAGUGUGCAAUUGAGAAUGGAGUCCAGAAGUGUCACCCAGUUGGGAAGGGAGUGUGCCAUGCCUCCGGUGAUCCCCACUACUCCUCUUUUGAUGGAAGGAAAUUUGACUUCCAAGGAACCUGCACCUACACCCUGUCCCAGAGCUGCGGCGUGGAGGGCACUCACCUCACGCCCUUCUCCGUUCAAGUGGAGAACGUUGAGUGGGUCAAUAACAAGAGAGUGUCCGUCACGAAGCUUGUGGCUGUGAAAGUCUAUGACACCACAUUCAUGAUGAGAAAAAACAUGUUUGGAGUUCUGGUGAAUGGAAUCUUCCACUAUCUCCCAUUAAAUAUGAAGGAGGGUGCAGUGUUGAUUUACCAGGAGGGGACUCAUUAUGUGAUUGAGACAGAUUUCGGGCUGCGAGUCACCUAUGACCUCAUAUACCAUGUUAUUGUGACUGUGCCUGGCAAUUAUCACAAUAAGGUCUGUGGCCUGUGCGGCAACUUCAACGGCAAUCCCAAAGAUGACUUUCAGCUGCCUAACAAACAAGUCACUGACAAUGUCAACAACUUUGGGCUAUCAUGGAAAGUCACCAUUCCAAAUGUUGUGUGUUCAAAUGGCUGUGAAGGAAACACCUGUCCCAACUGUGACAGCGUUCGUAAGGCUGUGUUCUCCAAGCCCACCUACUGUGGCAUAAUCACCGCCCCGAAAGGUCCUUUUGCUGAGUGCCACAGUAAACUGGACCCGCAGCCUUACUUUGAUGACUGUGUCUUUGAUGUGUGUGUGUCUAAUGGUGAAGGGAAGGUGCUCUGUGACAGUGUAGCGGCCUAUGCCUUUAACUGUCACAUGGCAGGAGUGGAUGUGAAAAGCUGGAGGUCCCCCUCCUUCUGUCCAAUGAAAUGCCCGGCUAACAGCCACUAUGAGGUGUGCGCAGACUCCUGCUCUGCGGCCUGCUCUGGCCUCACAGAAAUAGUGCAGUGUCCCACCACCUGUGCAGAGGGCUGUCAAUGUGACACAGGUUUUCUGUUUAAUGGACAAACAUGUGUCAAAGAGAGCGAGUGUGGCUGCUAUGACCGGGGAAAAACAUACAAACCUGGUGAACUGGUCUACAAUGAAGACUGUACUACAAAGUGUAUGUGUAAUCCAACUACAGGCCUGGUUUGUGAAAACCACUCAUGUCCUCAAGGCACCAAAUGCACAGUGAAGGAAGGCAUUCAGGGAUGCUACAACACAGAUCCCUGCAAAGAUGCAAACUGCCGUGUUAAAGAAAAGUGUCGAGUGGAAAAUGGUGAAGCUGUGUGUGUGCCCGAGUACACUGGCAUCUGCUGGGCCUGGGGCGACCCACACUACCACACCUUUGAUAACUAUAACUUUGACUUCCAAGGCACAUGCAGAUAUGUCAUCUCUAAAACAUGUGGGGACCUGGACGGUCUAGUGCCCUUUUCUAUCACAGAGAGAAAUGACAACAGAGGAAACCGAGCAGUUUCCUAUGUCCGCGAGGUGGAGGUGUCUGUGUAUGGAUACAGUAUCAUUGUCCGCAAGAACCAAAUUGGCAAAAUCACUGUUGAUGGAGAGCUCCUAAAUCUGCCUUUGCAUUUGGAUGCAGAAGGCCGAGUGCUGUCUGUUGUUCAACUGGGCCAUUUGGCCAGAAUCGAGGCAGACUUUGGCCUCAUUGUCACUUAUGACUGGAACUGGGAGCUUGUGAUCAGGCUUCCAAGUUCAUACUACAACCUUGUGUGUGGUCUGUGCGGCAACUUCAAUGGCAAUGGUCGCGAUGAGCUUCAAAAUCCAGCUGGAAAAUCUGUGUCCUCUAUCAUUGAAUGGGGCAAAAGCUGGCAAACCCCUCAUCAGGAUAAGGACAGUCCAUGCUGGGACACUUGCGACCAAAAUUGUCCAACUUGUGAUGGUGACCAACGUAAGCUGUAUGAGACUGAAGCCUUCUGUGGUGCUCUCACCUCCAAAGCUGAUAAUAUGUUUAAGAAGUGCCAUGAUAAAGUGGACCCAGGUGCCUUCAUGAACAGCUGUGUGUAUGACAUGUGCAUGAACAAAGGAGACAAGAAGAUGCUCUGUCAGGCUUUGGCCUCCUACAGUCAGCAUUGUCGUGAGGAGGGAGUCAUUAUCAAAGGCUGGAGGCAGAAGUUUGGCUGUCCGAUGAACUGUCAUCGCCACAGCCACUUUGAAGAUUGCGCCAGCCCUUGCCAGCCAUCAUGCCCCUUCCCAGAACAACAGGACAAAUGCACUGGCACUUGUAUGGAGACAUGCGUGUGUGAUAAGGGCUUUGUUCUGAGCGCUGGAGUCUGUGUGCCCGCUAAAAGCUGUGGCUGCUCAUAUCAGGGUCGCUACUACAAACCCGGCCAGCGGUUUUGGGAGGGCCAGGCUUGUGGGCGCCUAUGUGAGUGCGAUACAACUCUGGGGAUGGUGAUAUGCAAGGAGGCGUCCUGCUCUGCCAAAGAGAAGUGCACGGUAGUGGAUGGGGUCCGUGCCUGCCGGCCCACCAGCUAUGCCACGUGCACAGCCUCAGGAGACCCCCACUACCGCUCUUUUGAUGGUCACAGAUUUAACUUCCAGGGCACAUGUGUGUAUCAGCUGGUAGCUCUGUGCUCUGAUCAGCCUGGUCUUGUGCCAUUUAAAGUGACUGUGCAAAAUGAACACAGAGGCAACAACAAGGCAGUGUCUUUCACCAAAACUGUCGCCCUCACUAUCUAUGGCAACACUCUCACUAUCAGCAGAGAGUACCCUAACAAAAUCCUGCUUAAUGGACAGCUCGAAUCUCUGCCCCUGGAGUACAGUGAUGAUCUGGUGGUGUUUCGCAGCGGUCGCACAGCCGUGGUGAAGACUGCUGCUGGCAUCACUCUGACCUUUGACUGGCACAGCACUGUCUCUGUUACUCUGCCCAGCAACUACCAAGGCGCCGUUUGCGGUUUGUGCGGCAACUACAAUGGAAGAGGAGAGGAUGAUCUGACCAUGCGCGAUGGCCAGGCUGCUGCUGAUGGAGUCAAGCUGGGUGAGAGCUGGCAGGUGGCCCUUGUUCUAGGCUGUUCAUCAGUCUGCCAGGGGCCAUGGUGCCACGCUUGUACAGACUCCCAGAGAGAAGUGUAUAGAGCACAGAAAUACUGCGGCGUUAUUGCAGACAAAGCAGGCCCUUUCAAAGUGUGCCACAGCCGUGUUGAUCCUGCCCCAUAUCUGGAGGACUGUGUGUUUGAUGCCUGUCAGUAUAAUGGGCACCAUGGCUCAGUUUGUGAUGCUAUCAGUACAUAUGUCUCUGCCUGUCAAAGUGCUGGAGUAGCUGUCCUCUCCUGGAGAACAGAGGCUUUCUGUCCGAUGGAGUGCCCUGCUAAUAGCCAUUACACCCUCUGUGCCACGGGCUGCCCAGCCACCUGUGCCAGCUUAACCUCUGUGAACUGCAACACACCCUGUACAGAAACGUGUGAAUGUGAUGAGGGCUUCCUGCUGAGUGGGGAUCUGUGUGUGCCUGUUAAAGACUGUGGCUGCACGUAUGAUGGACACUAUUACAGGAGAGGAGAUGUCUUCUACCCAGAGAACGAGUGUGUGGACAGAUGCACCUGCGGAGAAAACGGAGCUAUUUCAUGUGAAAAAGCCAAGUGCCGUCCUGGCGAGACGUGUAGAGUGGUGAAUGGUGUCAAAGGCUGCCACCCCGAGGGCCAGGCAAAGUGUGUGGCUUCUGGUGACCCACAUUACAUUUCGUUUGAUGGGGGCAGGUUUGAUUUUCAGGGCACCUGCAUUUAUGUUCUAACCAAGGUUUGUGAUGACGACAAAGGCCAGCUGACGCCAUUCACUGUAACCCAAGGAAAUGAGAAAUAUGGGAAUGGAAAAGUGGCUGUGACAAAGUCUGUUGGAGUGUCAGUCUAUGGUUUUGUCAUCUACAUUCAACAGGGAGUCUCAUGGAAAGUUAUUGUGGAUGAUGAACUUGUCAACCUGCCUGUGUCCCUAAAUGAUGGCCGUAUCCAAAUCACUCAAGAAGGCUGUAACAUUAUUGUUAGAACUGACUUUGGGUUGACAGUGCUCUAUGACACCAUCUAUUAUGUUGAAGUCAUUGUACCAUCUACAUACAUGGGAAAGAUGUGUGGGCUUUGUGGCAACUACAACAAGAACUCCAGAGAUGACUUCAGGCUCCCAAGUGGCCUGCAGAGCAAUAAUGUCGAUGAGUUUGGAAAGUCUUGGGUUGUGGAUCUUCCUGGAUUCGUAUGUGGCGGGUGUGGUAGUCAGUGUCCAGUCUGUGACCAGGCCAGAGAAGCUUUAUUUGGAAAGCCAGAGUCCUGUGGUAUCAUAAGUGCACCUAAUGGGCCUUUUAAAGCCUGCCACAGCAAAAUUGAUCCGGCGGCUUACGUCUCUCACUGUGUCUUUGAUGUCUGUGCGAUGGAUGGCAACAAGGGUACUCUGUGCAACAGUGUCCUGGCAUACGCCCUGGCCUGUCAGAGUGCUGGGGCCCAGAUACAGUCAUGGAGAACCGAGUCCUUCUGCCCUGCUUUGUGCCCAAAGAAUAGUCACUACGAGCUGUGUGCUGACACCUGCUCAGUUACCUGUGCUAAUCUAAUGCACCCAGUCUCCUGUUCAAAUACCUGCUUUGAAGGAUGCCAGUGUGACCAGGGCUUUGUUUUCGAUGGGAUUCAGUGCGUUUCCAUGGACAACUGUGGAUGUGAACACAACGGCAGAUAUCUAACGAUUGGUGAGACACUCGUGGAUCCAGAAUGUAAGUCCAAAUGUGUGUGCCAGACUUCUGGGACAGUGAGAUGUGAAAGACUGACCUGUGGCAGCAACAAAGUUUGUGAAGUUCGAGAUGGUGUCCGAGACUGCCAUGUGAAACAAGGCCAGUGCAUCAUUGACCAGACUGGUCACCUCUCCUCGUUUGACGGCAUUACUGGACCUAUGGAUGCUCUGGGGGCCUUCGAGGUGGCCUCUCUGUGUGAUGUCAUGGCGGAGCUCUGGUUCAGGGUGGUGGUGGACAUUCGGAGCUGCAGGAAAGGCAUUCAUUCUGUGGACACUGUUUAUGUCUUCUUCACAAAUGCCACUAUUGCAGUGAACAGUCAACAUGAGGCCUGGGUAAAUGGCAGAAAAGUGUCUCUUCCUGGAAGAGUGGGCUGUGAUAUCUCCGUGCACAUCUCCGACCGGAGCGUUGUUAUCGAGAGGGCGUCGGCUGUUCGGGUCACAUACUCCAUCUCGCAGGAGGUCACUGUAAUUGUGGACACCGGCCUCGCUUAUAAAAUGUGUGGCGCCUGUGGUAACUACAAUCACGACUCCAAAGAUGACAUGACAACAGCUGAUGGAAAAAUCACUUCGUCUGUGGCUGCGGUCGUGGGCUCCUGGCAGGCGGGCGACUUUUCAAGCUGUGGCCUCUAGUGCUUGCAAAUGAUGGUAAAGAGGAUAAGGAAACUAUGAAAAAACUUUAAAUCCACGCAGCCUACUGUCUUCUCUUCUCACUUUUGUUAUGGGAAAAUCACUGUUUCUCCUGGCUUAUUUUGGACCAACAGCUCCAUCUUGUGGUGAGAGGAAGUAUUAUCCACAUUUAGAGUGGACAAAUACGACCUCAUAUCUAUCUGUAUGCAUGUUUUACAUUUUUCAUUAACUGGCAAAUAAAAGGCA